Molecule: messenger RNA, 1311 nt
Organism: Microthlaspi erraticum
Lineage: Eukaryota; Viridiplantae; Streptophyta; Magnoliopsida; Brassicales; Brassicaceae
Source: the annotation of a GenBank genome assembly
AUGGCAGUGUUGUUUGGAAUAGGAUAUGUUGUGAUCAUCUUCGAGGAGACUUUAUCUUUCAAUAAAAGCGGAAUAGGACUUUUGAUGGCUGUGUGUUUGUGGAUAGUGCGAAGCAUAGGGGCUCCGUCUACUGAAAUUGUUGUGUUAGAGCUUCAACACGCAACAAUGGAAGUCAGUCAAAUAGUUUUCUAUUUGCUCGGUGCAAUGACCAUUGUGGAGAUAGUUGAUGCUCACCAAGGAUUUAAGCUGGUUACAGAUCAUAUAACAUCCCGAAAACCGAAAAUACUUUUAUGGAUGGUUGGUUUUGCCACCUUUUUCCUCAGCUCGGUUCUUGACAACCUAACAACUACUAUUGUCAUGGUUUCUCUACUGAAAAAACUGGUUCCUCCAUCAGAAUUCCGCAAGCUUUUAGGAGCAGUUGUGGUUGUAGCAGCAAAUGCAGGAGGAGCUUGGACUCCCAUUGGUGAUGUUACUACAACUAUGCUUUGGAUACAUGGCCGUGUAUCAACCUUUUCUACUAUGAAGAACCUUCUUUUACCUUCGGUGGUUUCUCUCACUGUGCCUCUUGUUCUCAUGUCAUUGACCAGUGAGGUAAAUGGAAUGAUACUGAAUGCUCCUCAUAGUCUACUAUUAGCUUCUGAGCAGAUUGCUCCAAGAGGAAAGCUUGUACUUGGAGUUGGCUGUGGAGUUUUGGUUUUUGUCCCAAUCCUCAACUCGUUAACCGGGUUGCCUCCUUACAUGGGUGUCUUGUUUGGUCUUGGAGUUCUUUGGAUUUUGACAGAUGUGAUCCAUUACGGUGAUCCAGAGAGACAACAUCUAAAAGUUCCACAUGCUUUGUCUCAGAUUGACAUACAAGGAGCUUUGUUUUUCCUUGGGAUUUUGUUAUCUGUCAGCAGUCUUGAAUCGGCUGGGAUUCUCAAAGAGAUUGCAAACUAUCUUGAUGAUCAUAUAACAAAUGUUGAACUCAUUGCAAGUGUUAUUGGUGUUGUAUCAGCCAUCAUAGAUAAUGUACCAUUGGUUGCAGCAACAAUGGGGAUGUAUAAUCUCUCAAAGUUCCCUCAAGAUUCCACGUUUUGGCAACUCAUUUCAUUUUGCGCUGGAACCGGUGGCUCCAUGCUUAUUACUGGAUCUUCUGCUGGAGUAGCCUUCAUGGGUAUGGAGAAAGUUGAUUUCUUUUGGUACUUCCGUAAGGUGAGUGGUUUUUCUUUUGUUGGUUAUGUUGCUGGUAUCGGUGCUUAUUUAGUGGUUCACAAUCUUCUUCUUGAGCUUCCAACAACUGUUGUUCAGAUUCCUUUGCUUGCUGAUUCCUAA